Echinostoma caproni is the source of this 699-nucleotide messenger RNA. NCBI's taxonomy places the organism in Eukaryota, Metazoa, Platyhelminthes, Trematoda, Plagiorchiida, Echinostomatidae. The record is from the annotation of a GenBank genome assembly.
AUGGCCCCUUUGAUUUUUAACCCCGUUCUGGGGAAAACCAUACUUGCUGGAUCACUUCAAACGGUGCAUUGCUCAUACAGUGGAUUACAGAGCCAGUACUUCGUCGGCAUUGUUCAUUUGGGAUUCACUGCGGACGACUACUCAAAAUUUGACAAAGCCGAGGGAAAAUUACACGAGCGUCACUUCGGUGACCUGAUUCGACCAGUACUACGGGAACAUGGUUUUGGUUGUCGAGUGCUUCACGUGUACUAUCCGGUACAAUCUGGAUUCAGUCGUAUAAGCUUUGAUGGUUUUGUGGAAAACGAAUGUGAACCACUCAUCUGGGAUUUGAGAUAUCUUCAAAAAUACAAAGAAACCGCUCAUGAAUUGGCAAACCAAAUCAAAACAUACUUAAGAAAAGCACUGAACGCAUCCAAGGUGCGGAAAAUCGAAAAGCUCACAUUUGCCUACUUCUUUCCCCGCACCGAUCGACUUCGGGUGAAAUUUUACGUGGAUAUUAAAAAUGCUCUCUAUUUUGACGGGGAUCAUGUGCCUAAUCUAGACCAAAGGAUCAAGCAAACUUUGGUUCGGCAAUCCCGAUGUUCGGGUGUUCGACUGAGUAAUUUUCACGUCGGGACUGGAAACAUUUUGAACGUGCCCGCUUCUUACAAGAGAAUAGCGGAAGAUUUGACUCGAUUUAUGAUGGCUUUCUACAAUUAG